GUGACGUCAUCGUCGUUGUCGACAUCAUCAUCAUCAUCACCAUCAUCCUCAUCAUCAUCAACAUUUACAAGACGGUUAUCAUUAUCUGAUGUAGUUAUAUUGGCUAGGUGUAUGUGUAAUGGACACGCCAGUGCAUGUUUACCUAAUAGUAGUAGUAGUAGUAUUUGCCAAUGCGAACACAAUACGAUGGGCGAUGAGUGCAAUGCAUGCAAACCAUUCUAUCAGGACAGACCGUGGCGAAGGGGUGACCUCGAAGACUCCCACGAAUGUCAAGUCUGCAGCUGCCAUUCUCAUUCUCACCGAUGUCGCUUCAAUGCCGACUUGUACCGAAUAUCCGGAUUGAAAAGCGGUUCUCUGUGUAUCGGCUGCAAGCACAACACUGCCGGGAAACACUGCCAUCACUGCAAAAUCGGAUAUCACAGAAACCAAAAGCUAAAGAUAGAAAGUGCCUUUGCCUGUAUAAAAUGCGAUUGUCACGUGAUAGGAUCACGUGAUCCGAUUUGUGACCACGUGACUGGUCAGUGCACCUGCAAGACGGGGGUGGGGGGUCUGAGGUGUGACGUUUGUCUCGAGGGCUACGUUCAGACGAAAUCGCCUGUUAAUCCCUGUCUGAGUUGGUAG
This is a messenger RNA of Helobdella robusta, 621 nucleotides long. RefSeq lists its product as hypothetical. NCBI's taxonomy places the organism in Eukaryota, Metazoa, Annelida, Clitellata, Rhynchobdellida, Glossiphoniidae. The record is from RefSeq and is a predicted model, not a curated record. The annotation marks the transcript as partial. The transcript is spliced from 4 exons.